AUGGAAAAACAAAGAGAAAUUAUUAAAUCACAAGCAGAAAAUGCAUCUAGAGUGCUUUUAAAGUAUGUUAAAUCAAUAGAAAAAAAAAAACAAAAAAAACAAAAUAUUUUAGCUUUAGAUGAAUCCGAUCUAAGAUAUUCAUUAUCAGUAUGGGUUAUUUUAACUACAAAAACAUUUAUUGUUGACAAAAAAAGGCUCAAACCAUCAAAAAUUGUCUUAAAACACCCUAUCAUUAGCCCAGACAGUGAAUGCUGCUUAAUUGUAAAAGAUCCCCAACGAUUUUAUAAGGAUUUGGUUGUAUCUGCAAAAUUAAGUACACGUGUUACAAAAGUAGUCGGCGUAUCUAAAUUGCGAAAAAAAUUCAAAUCUUAUGAACAAAGAAGAGUGCUCCGGGACUCAUAUGACCUAUUUUUAGCAGAUGACCGAGUAAUCCCGUUACUCCCAAAACUUUUAGGAAAAGUAUUUUAUGAAAAAAAACGACAGCCAAUUCCAAUUGAUUUAGCGACAAAAUCCACACCAGAACAUCUCCUCAAAGAAGUAGAAAAAGCAUAUAGCUCAACGUAUCUCCAUUUGUCCCCUGGGACAUGUACAAGUAUAAAAUGUGGUGCAAUUUGUCAAACACCGGAGCAAAUUGCGGAAAAUAUUCAAAUCAUUACAACUACACUUGCUGAAAAAUUUGUUAAAGACAAAUGGAAAGGUAUAAGAGGAUUUCACAUUAAAACAAACGAGAGUAUUGCCUUACCCAUAUGGAUUAAUGAGAAUGUUUUUGAUCCAGACGUCGAUAAAGUUAAAGAGACAUCCUUAGUAACUACAACUGAAAACAAAAAAAGAAAGCUCAAUGAUUCAAAUGAAAAAAAUUCCGAAAUAGAGGAAAGCUCAGAAAACUCUCAACCUAUACAAAAUAUACAGAAAAAAAGACAUCAUGAAAAUAUAUUAGAUAACGAUUUAAAAAAAAAUAAAAAACAAAAAAAAUAA
Molecule: messenger RNA, 975 nt
Organism: Pneumocystis jirovecii RU7
Lineage: Eukaryota; Fungi; Ascomycota; Pneumocystomycetes; Pneumocystales; Pneumocystaceae
Exons: 3
Coding region: 1-975 (324 amino acids)
Source: RefSeq, a predicted model, not a curated record